Molecule: messenger RNA, 1056 nt
Organism: Symbiodinium sp. CCMP2592
Lineage: Eukaryota; Dinophyceae; Suessiales; Symbiodiniaceae
Source: the annotation of a GenBank genome assembly
AUGCUUGAGAGUGGCUGCUGGGAGAUUCCCGCAAGCUUGCCGGCAUGCCGAACCUCUCGGAUUACUAUAGGUUCGUGCUGCUCCGGUUGGUGCAGUGAAGUCUUCGCAGCGCAGCUAUUGGAGCUGCAUGCUCGAGAAGUCUUUGCGUGCGAGUCUUGGGGCCCUGCAUCCCUGCUGACCGCAGCUACUCACGAUCACAUCUACUUCUUCGAGGAUGCAUUUCGUGACUUCAUGUCCGCACCCACUGUGGACGUGUUCGUGGCCGGAGCACCAUGUGGACCAUGGUCCCAAGCCGGCUUGGGCCACGGCUUCGAUGAUGACGAUGGACUCCUCAUCUUCCCCAUCCUGCGCUGGAUCGAGCUGCGGAAGCCAAAGGUUGUGAUUUUGGAGCAGGUAGACUCGCUGGCGAAACGCCACCCGGAAGUUCUCUCUCUGAUCAUCGAGGUUCUGCGUAGUUUUCAGGGACAAGCAGGACAGGCCGAGUACCAAGUGUCGUGGCAAGCUUUGAACUGCAGAACACAUGGCUUUAUUCCGCAAAACAGAGGGCGUCUGUUCAUCGUUGCCAUCCGUGCACAGUUUGCAGUGCAACAGAUGUGCUGGCCGGGUGAGGUGCCAGCGCAACCUCUGUCGGACUUCAUCGACGACGACGCUGGUGCAGGACUCCUUCCAUUUCCGGGACGAAUGCCUGGCACAGCAACCGCGAAACGAAACACCAGGGACAUCUUCGAGAAAGUCCUGCUCGGAGGGCGUGAUCCCCUGGAGGUGCAGCUAGUCAUGAACGUGGACGGUUCCCAGGCGCACUACAACGAGAACUACUGCCCGUGCCUCACUCGCAGCAGAGCUGCCGCCGGAGGCUUUUGGCUCAGCUGGCGUCAGCGCAGGACCUCGACGGCAGAAAUUUGCCGGCUGCAGGGAGUGGACUACGACAUGCUUCCCGAGGGUGUCAUUACUCAGCGGCAGCUACGGCAGAUUGCAGGCAACGCAAUACCAGUACCUCUGUUAGCCAGAGUCAUGCAAGCGGCCCUGGAAGCAGCCGGUCUCGUCAGUUUGCACUGA